This is a messenger RNA of Aplysia californica (California sea hare), 468 nucleotides long. RefSeq lists its product as uncharacterized. The annotation marks the transcript as partial. The record is from RefSeq and is a predicted model, not a curated record. Gene Ontology annotation, cellular component: extracellular region. Gene Ontology annotation, molecular function: chitin binding. The transcript is spliced from 3 exons. Lineage: Eukaryota; Metazoa; Mollusca; Gastropoda; Aplysiida; Aplysiidae.
GACUACUCGCAGAACAGGUGUUCAGGACCCAACUGCCGACAGUGCCUCGCGGAGCAUGCCUCGUGUGAGGGGCAGUCUGACGGACUCAUGUACUGGCCAGGUCGUGAGGGCACGGGAUUCUGGGUAGAGUGUCGUAGCGAGCGCACGGUAAUGCAGGGACAAUGUGGACGUGCUGAUGACGGCUCUUACAAGAUCUUCUCGGCACAGUACUCGCGGUGUGCGGCAUACAGUGAGAUAGUCAGCGAGAUCUGCCAAUGGACUGGCGGACUUAUCCCCCACGAGAAAGACUGUCAUCGCUACUACGACUGUUCUUUCCACGACCCCGCCAUGCCACAAGGAAGCCCAUUGGCCUAUCUGGUCACGUGCCCCUACCCACAGCUGUUCUCUGUGCACAGCCGGAAGUGUGAGGAUUACAAGCUGGUCAGCUGUGGGCCCAGGACGGAGGUCAAGACUCCGUGUGAGUGGAUG